This is a messenger RNA of Thlaspi arvense, 947 nucleotides long. NCBI's taxonomy places the organism in Eukaryota, Viridiplantae, Streptophyta, Magnoliopsida, Brassicales, Brassicaceae. The record is from the annotation of a GenBank genome assembly.
CAACUUGGCAUUUUUGUCCACCUCAUCAUCUUCGGAUAAGCUCUCUCUCCAUCUCCUCACAUCUCUUCCCAAAACUCUCAAAACAAAAAAAAUAUCUUAAUUAUGUCAUAUGAAAACUUUACAAUAUCUCAUCGUAUCUCUUCUUUGAAAAAUUCAGAAGAAAGCCAAAAAAAAAAAAAUGGCAGCUUUGGCAUCAAACGCUCAAAUGCUAACGAGACAAUGUCACAGUAAUUACAAGAAGGAACAGUUUUGGAGGAAAGAGAGUUUGAAUUGGGAGAAGAAGUGUGGGUCUUUUGUCAAGGUUUACAGUGAUAAGCUUGGGAGGUCACAGAUAGAGAAAGUGUGGAGAUUAAAAGCCUUUUGGUCAAACGUAUCACGGCCUGAGACUGUGGAGAUGGAACCCAUUAACGACGUCGACGAGCUCGAUGCUGUUCUCUCUCACGCACGCAACCUCUCCCAGCCCAUCAUCAUCGAUUGGAUGGCUUCUUGGUGUCGAAAAUGUAUUUACUUGAAGCCAAAGUUGGAGAAAUUGGCGGCGGAAUACGAUAACAAAGCAAAGUUUUACUACGUGGAUGUGAACAAGGUCCCUCAAACCUUGGUGAAGCGUGGAAACAUUUCGAAAAUGCCCACCAUUCAGUUAUGGAAGGAAGAUGAGAUGAAAGAGGAAGUGAUAGGAGGCCAUAAAGGAUGGCUUGUCAUCGAAGAAGUUAGAGAGUUGAUCAACAAAUAUGUCUGAUUCUCAUUUUUUUCCCUUCCUCCUCUCUUUUUCCAUUUAUCUGUACAGUCCCUUUGAUUUUACCUUUUCUGAUAUAUGAAUGAGAGAUAUCGAGAAUUUGGUAAACAGAACUAGUGAAUUUUGUUUUUAGUCUUAAAACAAUCCUAGAAACUGGGGAUUAUAUGAUCAACUAUAUAAGUUUGGUACUUGUAACAAGAUCGUCGCUUUGGCC